CAGGUCACAGUCAUGUCUGGUCCGGCCCCGGUCAGAACGCUCCUCUACACCGUCAACGACGUGCUGCGGAGAGAGAAAUACAAAGCGGCGCUCGCCGUCCUGAAAGGCUUCAGAAACGGCGCCGUAUAUGGGGCCAAAAUCAGAGCACCUCAUGCUGUCGUCAUGACAUUCCUGUUCCGAAGUGGCAGUUUGAAGGACAAACUAAAAGCAAUCGCCAAAGCCACAUACACCCACUCUCGCAACCUGGCUUACUUCGUGUUUACAUACAAAGGACUGCAAGCCCUGCAGGAGAAGAUUCAGGGAAAGAGUCUGCAGUCUCAGUCUUUUCUGGCUGCCUGCAUAGGCGGGUGGUUAGUCUUUGGAGAGAACAACAACAUCAACAGCCAGAUCAACAUGUACUUGCUCUCAAGGAUACUUUUCGCCCUGUCUCGCCUGGCGGUGGAGAAAGGCUAUAUUCCUCAGCCCAGACAAGACCCCUUCCCGCUGUUUGCCACUUUGGUGUGGGGCAUUGUGUUGUGGCUCUUUGAGUAUUACCCGCACACCCUCCAGCCCUCACUUCAGUCCUCUAUGAACUACCUGUACCACGACAGCAACGUGUGGCAUGACAUCUCCGACUUCCUCAUUUACAACAAGCCCAGGACCGCUGCGGCAGAAUGAACCUUUGAAAUGAUUCCUGCUGCACAGACCCAGAUUACUACGACCUGGAGAAGGAGAGAUUAAUAACAUUAUUUUUUCUAUGAUUAUAAAUAUUCCAGGUAUUCUUUUCAAUAUUCCAAUAUUCUUUUUUUUUUUUUUUAUUGUUGGUACUUUGUUGAUCAGCUGCAGGUUGUGAUGAAGUAGGUUGUUACCUGAUUGUUGAAACUGGCCAGGCUUUUACAAAUUGUUGUUAAUGACAAAAUUCAUUGACAUGCAUAUUUCCGUUGAGGGGUCAACACAGCACGCAGCUCGGUUUCUCCGUAAGGUUUCACGUGAUCUUUCUGAUUUGUUUCCUUCUGAACUCCUUAUGUUUGGCAAAAUGAUCCCACCUUUACACACCUACUGCUUGAUAGUUCAGACCUUUCAGAUCAUGAAUUUACAUGGUUUCUCUUCUCAAAAUGAAUGUAUGUCUGUAAAUGACGGUUUAACCUUCGGCAUAUUGCCAUAAUGUGUGAUGGGGUGUGUGGUUGUACUGGUGACUGUGUGGGGAAGGGCCGGGUUAGUUCCUGGAGGCUGAUGGCCUCUCAUUCAUGAGUCACGUUUCUCUUUAACCUUCAUAUUCCUUGGUUGUUGUACUUUCAUGUUGACCGGCGCUGAGUGAAGCUUUGAUUUAUUUAUAACAAGACAGUGUCAUCAGCAUACAGUCAGACUCCACCUCUUUAUUAAGCAGAGCUCAGUGUGUGUGUGUGUGUGUGUGUGUGUGCGUGCGUGUGCGUGCGCGCCCCCAUACACACAUAAUAGCUAAAUUUGAAUUAAUAUUGGAGUCAAAAAUGUGACCCCCCCCCACUGUCCUCUGUUUUUGAAUCCUAAAAUUACAUAUUAGGCUUAAGAUGUAGAUAGAUAGAUAGAUAGAUAGAUAGACGGACGGACGGACGGACGG
Messenger RNA from Lampris incognitus (smalleye Pacific opah), 1576 nucleotides. Its product is annotated as peroxisomal membrane protein 4-like. The record is from RefSeq and is a predicted model, not a curated record. Gene Ontology annotation, cellular component: peroxisomal membrane. NCBI's taxonomy places the organism in Eukaryota, Metazoa, Chordata, Actinopteri, Lampriformes, Lampridae. The transcript is spliced from 4 exons. Bases 13 to 657 code for a protein of 214 amino acids.